CUAAAAAGUAAGCAGCUUUACGUCAAAAUUCGCCUCCAACUCAUUAGUGGUACGUUUUUAUUCGAUUCCAGAACAAAAUGGCUUCAUUCUUGGCACGAACGGGCGGUCCCCUAAUCGAAACCGUCAGGCCAGCGGCCGUCAAAAAGAUCCUCGGCCUGGCCCCCAUCGCCGUUCAGCAGCUUAGGAACCUGAAUGUCCAGGAGCACGUCUCCUACAGUCUCCUGAACGAGAGCAAGAUCCCCACACCUCGUUUCGCUGUUGCCAAGAACGGCAAGGAGGCCAACGACAUUGCCACCAAGCUGAAGACAGAUAACCUGGUGCUGAAGGCUCAGGUCCUGGCCGGCGGUCGCGGCAAGGGAACCUUUAAGAAUGGUCUUAAGGGCGGAGUGCGCGUGGUCUACGACCCCCAGACCGCCGAGGAGAUCUCCUCCAAGAUGAUCAAUCAGCUGCUGGUCACCAAGCAAACCGGAGCAGCUGGUCGCAUCUGCAACAAGGUCAUGGUUGCCGAGAGGAAGUUCCCCCGCCGUGAGUUCUACUUCGCCGUGAUGAUGGAGCGUGCCUUCAACGGUCCCGUCCUGAUCGCCUCCAAGGAGGGUGGCGUUGAUAUCGAGGAGGUGGCUGCCAGCAGUCCCGAAUCCAUUCUGUACGAGCCCAUCGAUAUAGGCACUGGUCUGACCAGCGAGCAGGCCCAAAAGAUCAUCAAGAAAGUUGGCCUGGGCGGUGAGGGCGAGGACACACACGUCCAGAUGUUGUUGAACCUGUACGAUCUGUUUGUCAAGAAGGAUGCUCUCUUGGUUGAGAUCAACCCCUACGCCGAGGAUGCCAUGUCUGGCUACUUUGCAUUGGACGCCAAGCUGCGUUUCGACGACAACGCCGAGUUCCGGCAGAAGGAGCUCUUCGCGCUGCGUGACUGGACCCAGGAGGAUCCCAAGGAGGUCGAGGCUGCCAAAUACAAUCUGAACUACAUUGCCCUGGACGGCACCAUCGGCUGCAUGGUGAACGGCGCUGGUCUGGCCAUGGCCACCAUGGACAUCAUCAAGUUGUACGGCGGCGAACCCGCCAAUUUCCUGGAUGUGGGUGGUGGCGCCACUGCCGAGGCCGUGAAGGCCGCCUUCAAGAUCAUCACCUCCGACCCGAAGGUGCUGUGCAUUCUGGUCAACAUCUUCGGUGGCAUCAUGCGUUGCGAUGUCAUCGCCGAGGGUAUCAUUUCCGCCACCAAGGACCUGAACCUCAACAUGCCCGUGGUUGUGCGUCUUCAGGGCACCAAAGUCGAGGAGGCCCGCGAGCUGAUCCGGACAUCUGGACUGAAGAUUCUGGCUCGCAACGAUCUGGACAAGGCUGCCGAUCUGGCCGUCCACUUGGCGCAGAUCGUCAAGCUGGCCCGCGAAAUGAAGAUGGACGUCAACUUCGAGAUUCCCGAUGCCCAAAAGGGAAAGGGCGACUGUAAGAAAGAUGAUAAGAAGUCGGAGAAGAAAGAUGAUAAAAAAUCGGGCAAGAAGGAUGACAAGAAGGCCGAUUGCACGAAGAAGGAGGAAAAGAAAAAGGAGAAGAAAGACAUCUGCCCCAAGAGAGAGUCCUCUGACAAGGGCAAAAAAUAAAGAUAUGUUUGGGAGGGAUCUGCCCGAAUUUUUUAAGUUACACCAACCACCAGAAGGAAGCCAUUGUUGAAAUUCCAAAGACAAAACACGCCACAUGAGUUUUAUAGUUCUGAUUUUAUCGCCUUAAAUUUCAGAAGUACAUUUCUGACCAACUUCCUCAUCGUA
Messenger RNA from Drosophila biarmipes, 1763 nucleotides. RefSeq names its product succinate--CoA ligase [ADP-forming] subunit beta, mitochondrial (gene ScsbetaA). Gene Ontology annotation, molecular function: ATP binding; metal ion binding; succinate-CoA ligase (ADP-forming) activity. Gene Ontology annotation, cellular component: mitochondrion; succinate-CoA ligase complex. The record is from RefSeq and is a predicted model, not a curated record. Lineage: Eukaryota; Metazoa; Arthropoda; Insecta; Diptera; Drosophilidae. Gene Ontology annotation, biological process: tricarboxylic acid cycle; succinyl-CoA metabolic process. Bases 78 to 1598 code for a protein of 506 amino acids. The transcript has 8 exons.